UCCAAUUUCUCUGUUUCUUUUUGAUUCUCUCCAUUCUUUCUGGUCUCUUCCUCCCUUCAGAGAGAGAGAGAGAGAUCGACAGAGAGAGUGUCAGAGAGAGAAGCAAAUUUGAAAUUGAUUAGCAGUCAUUUCCAUAUACUGAGAUUGUGAGAAAUGGCUGCCGAGGACGAAGUGAAGAGCGAGACUGCCGCAGAUUCUCCAACCUCUGUUCUUGAAGACGAGGAUUGCAAAGGGAAUUCAGGUGUUAAAGGGGAGGUGGACGAUGUCAAGGAAGGAUGUCAUCCACUUAUUUCAAAAGCCAUGGUGGAGGAGGAAGAAAAGCUGCUGGAAGAGCGGCUGAAAGAAGAAGAGCAGAAACCUGUAGAAGGAGCUAGUCUGAAUGGCACCCAGUUCACGAAAUUGGAUGAGCUUUUGACUCAGACCCAGCUUUACUCAGAGUUUCUACUGGAGAAAAUGGAUGAUAUUACAAAGAAUGGGCUGGAGGAUGAUGAGAAAACUGCUGUCAAAGGAGGAACGAGAGGCCGUGGUUCUAAAAGAAAGGCUGGUGCAAAUUAUAAUAAUAAGAAAGCAAAGAGAGCAGUUGCAGCUAUGCUUACAAGAGGGAAAGAUGGUUGUUCUGCUGAAGAUUCGACCCUUACAGAUGCAGAGAGAGAUGAGAAAGAGCAGGCAGAAUUGGUACCUUUAUUGACUGGUGGAAAGUUGAAAACAUAUCAGCUUAAGGGCGUAAAAUGGAUGAUCUCAUUGUGGCAAAAUGGAUUAAAUGGGAUCCUCGCAGAUCAAAUGGGUCUCGGUAAAACAAUUCAAACCCUUGCGUUUCUUGGUCACCUCAAAGGGAAUGGAUUGCAUGGUCCUUACUUGAUUAUUGCUCCUCUCUCAACUCUAUCAAAUUGGUUGAAUGAGAUCGAGAGGUUUCUACCCUCGGUGAAUGCAAUCAUUUACCAUGGUGAUAAGAAUGAGAGAGAUGAAAUUGCAAGGAAGCAUAUGCCUAGAACUAUGGGUCCCAAGUUCCCCAUUGUCAUUACCUCUUAUGAAAUUGUAAUGUUUGAUGCAAGACGAGUACUGAGACAUUACAGCUGGAAAUACAUUGUUGUUGAUGAGGGACACAGGUUGAAAAACUCAAAGUGUAAGUUACUGAGGGAAUUGAAACUUUUGCCUGUUGAGAAUAAGCUUCUUUUAACUGGCACACCACUGCAAAACAACUUGGCGGAGCUCUGGUCGCUGUUGAAUUUUAUUCUUCCUGAUAUAUUUUCAUCCCAUGAGGAGUUUGAAUCAUGGUUUGACUUCUCAGGGAGGUGCACUAGUGAAGCUAUCAAGGAAGAGAUGGAAGAGAAAAGAAGGGCUCAGGUAGUGGCCAAACUCCAUGCUAUUUUGCGUCCAUUUCUGCUUCGCAGAAUGAAGUCUGAUGUUGAGCUAAUGCUCCCUCGGAAGAAAGAAAUUCUCUUGUAUGCAACAAUGACUGAUUAUCAGAAGACCUUCCAAGAUCAUCUUGUUAACAAAACACUGGAGGGUCACAUCUUAGAGAAAUCAUUUAAUGCUACAUAUGGUUUCAAAGGAAAGCUCAAUAAUCUGAUGGUUCAACUGAGGAAGAACUGCAACCACCCUGACCUUUUGGAGUCCACCUUUGAUGGUUCCUAUUUUUACCCACCUGUGGAACAGAUUGUGGAGCAGUGUGGAAAAUUUAAAUUAUUGGAUAGACUGUUGGCUAAGCUCUUUGCUCAAAAGCACAAAGUUCUGAUAUUCUCACAGUGGACCAAGAUCUUAGACAUAAUGGAUUACUAUUUUAGUGAAAGGGGAUUUCAAGUUUGCAGGAUUGAUGGUAAUGUUAAAUUAUCAGAACGAAAACGACAGAUUCAGGAAUUCAAUGACGUGGACAGUGACUAUAGAAUCUUUCUCCUCAGUACCCGUGCUGGUGGGUUGGGUAUUAAUCUUACAGCAGCUGACACCUGCAUCUUAUACGAUAGUGAUUGGAAUCCUCAGGCAGAUUUACAGGCCAUGGAUCGGUGUCACAGAAUUGGUCAAACAAAACCUGUUCAUGUUUACAGGCUAGCAACUGCCCAAUCUAUCGAGGGUCGGAUUCUGAAAAGAGCUUUUAGCAAAUUGAGGCUUGAACAUGUGGUGAUUGGCAAGGGACAGUUUAAACAAGAAAGAUCUAAGGAUGGGUCAGAUACUAUUAUGGAAGAGGAAUUGCUAGACCUUCUUCGUGAGGUGGAGGAUGAAGAGGACCGAUGGAUUCAGACUGACAUCAGUGACGAAGAUCUGGAGAAAGUUCUGGACCGUAGUGAUCUGGUUGCUGGGCCGUCUGAGGAAGAGAAGGGUGAUGCAAAACAAAACGUUUAUCCUCUUAAAGGACCUGGUUGGGAGGUGAUACUCCCGACUGCAACCGGAGGAAUGCUCUCUACUCUCAACAGCUGACCUGACUACGUCCAUCACUCAUUUUGGAGGAUCAACCAGAUCUUGCUUUGCUCCUGUGCCUAAUUUCUUGAAGGGAUUGGUUUCCUCUCAUUUUUUGUCAUUAUUUGGAGAGGAAAGCAUUCUCUACUUGAUUGUUUUUUUGUAAACCAGGAUCUAUUUAGGACUAUAAUCCCCAGUUAAAUGGCUUUGUAAUGGUGAUUAUAGCUAUUUUCUGUGACUUGAAUUUUCCUGAUAUUUCAUGCUGGAGCAGUUUUACAAGUCUA
Messenger RNA from Salvia splendens (bonfire salvia), 2675 nucleotides. RefSeq names its product ATP-dependent DNA helicase DDM1. Lineage: Eukaryota; Viridiplantae; Streptophyta; Magnoliopsida; Lamiales; Lamiaceae. Gene Ontology annotation, molecular function: ATP binding. The record is from RefSeq and is a predicted model, not a curated record. Bases 154 to 2412 code for a protein of 752 amino acids. The transcript has 16 exons.